Molecule: messenger RNA, 4964 nt
Organism: Coturnix japonica (Japanese quail)
Lineage: Eukaryota; Metazoa; Chordata; Aves; Galliformes; Phasianidae
Source: RefSeq, a predicted model, not a curated record
GUUUGGUAGUGCCACUACAAACCAGUGUCACAUCUAAAUCUUAACCUUUCUUAGUUCUGCUCUGCAUCAGUGAACACCAGGUCCAGUAAGGCUUCACCUUGGGUUGGUCCAUCUAAUACCUGGACCAGGAAGUUAUCCUCAGCAGACUCUGGGAAUCUGGAUCUGCUGCCUCCUGUGCUGCUGUCCCAGCAGAUAUCGGGGUGGUUGAAAUCCCCCAUCUGGACAAGAGCCCCUGUGAGCUGGGGCAUCUCUGCAGUUGGUGCAAGGCCCUGUCAAUGGUCUGACCCUGAGCAUGUGGCCUAUAGCAGACCCAACCACUGUAUGUUCUUUACUGGACCAGUGCCUUUGGUGGGGAGUUCCUCAUGCUGCUGAUAAAUCUUGCUGUGAAGAAGCAAGUGCCAUUUGUUCCUUACACUGAUAGAAACAUACAUUUAAAAAAGCUGCUCACCCAUGGUUUGAAUGUUGCAGUUUGAAGCUGUUCUUCGACCAGCUAGAGGGAUUGGGAAUGGUUGGAUACCUGGUAUGUCAUAGGCCGUUAGGUGUGAGACAUGUGGCUUGUGCCUGUAUUACUUUGUCACUGCUUUAUGUCUAAAAUCUCUUGAAGUCUCAGGUAUCUCAAAAGUCUCCUUAGAGGCAGAAGUAAGAAAUGCCAAAACAUAAAACAGGCCAGGAAUUUCUGCUCUCCCUGCCCAGCUGGAAAUGAGACAAGACUUGGUCAGUGUGACCAUUUCUAGUUAAGAUUCAACAUUAAACAGCUUAAGCUGACAUCUACCAUGGGAAGAGAAUGUAGCUCAGUAAUGACUACGUUGCUAUAGUGGUGACUAUGACAUCAGAACAGGUUCCGUCUUGGCUCCUAAGAGUCACACAGUUCAAUGUGUGUCCAUUGGUGCUGAGUUGUGCCAUCAACCAUGGAUAAUAGAAACUGAUCACAAGCUUACAGCAGGUCUGAGAUGUUCAUUCACCUUCAUUCGUAGUUGGAGAUGGUACAAAUUCCACAACAGAAGCUUCAGCAGAUUCAUCAUUUUGGGCCGACUUCUACCUGUCUAAAAAAAUGCCUGGUGAAUAAACCUGCACUGCUCUAUGGCUGGUCUGAGGAGGAAGAGGUGUAUCAGAACAGCCUGCAGCGUCCUGAGCAGCAGGAUGAAGACAAGGCGGAGGCACGCGUUCUUCCAUUCCAAGCUCUUAGAUGCUUACUGCAGUUACUCAGAGGACAGCUCAAACUCCACUAUCAAUGCCACUAGUGCUAAGCGUCGCAGAAGAGUUAAGUUUGUAGCAGAGCAGGACGUGCCAGAGGCUUUGGGAGAUGCCGUCCUCUCUGAAGAUGAGCAGUGUUUUCUCACACCUGGAAAGGCUGUCCUGCCUGAUACAGAGUACCACAGUGACAUCUAUAUGGCACCCGAAAGUGAUCUUAUAGCACCAGUGGAAACAAUCGCUGAGGAGAAAUCUGCUCUAUCAAUGUUCUUGGUGGAACCGUGUGAACCAUCUCAGAAAUGGGGAGCUGGUACAGAGGCCGUGUGGCCCCAGGAGACUGACUGCUCCUCACCCAUGGACAUUGAGCCUUGCGAACCUUCAGCAUUUCUGGAGAGCUCUGUUAUGGCUGCUCUGCUACCAGAGUGGGACAGCAACGUGUGUGAACAGAUAGCAGAUGUUUCCAGUUCUGCCAUGUACCACUGAAGAAACACCUUCCUGUCACCUAAACGAGGCAUGGCUGUAUUAAUAACAACCAUAACAACGCUUUGUCUUGUCUUUCAUGCACUCUGAAAGGUAUUUAUCCAAGCUUCCUUUGAGCAGUGUUGAGGUUGUAUCAUAGAAUUAAGGCUUCAAAAUCACAACAUCCCAUAUCUGCCAUAGAGCUCAGGCAGUGCCUUCUGUUCUGCUUGUGAGAGCACAAGUUACACUUCUUGAUGGCACAACCAAGCAACAUUGCUGCAAUUCCAGGGCCAGAAUGUUAAGAAACGACUCUGGGAAACAAAGCCAAAUGUUGGGGUUAUUGCACAAGGCAAAUCCCUGGUGGAGGGUCAUGCCAGUUCAGCAAAGACAUUCUUUGCAGAUACUGAUUUAGGCACUUAGCACUGUCAGCAUGUACUGUAACACGAGUUACCAGGUGUGUGUGUGCAGUCUGAAAUUAGAUCCAGAGCAGCAGAUGGUACAGAGUGCAGCAUUCAUGGAAUGGUGACAUGAGAACUGAGUUUUCUUGCUUGGUUUUCAAUGACCUCCUGUUGCUUCAUAUCCUCAUGCUGCUUUUGCCUCUGCAGGACAGGUGGAUUUGGGGAUCCACAGAACUUCAGUAUGUUGAGAUAGGAGCAAGGUGCAUCUGUCCUGUGUUGUUGCCCGAACACUGAUGUCCUCUUGAAGUCCUUCAGGAUCCCACAAACCCCUGCCAACAUGGGUGACCGCUGUAAUUUUAAGAUGAAAACCCUUCAUAUUUAGGCUGUUGGUAACAGCACUGACCAUGACUCCAACCUGAAUACAAACAUUUCACCUGGAGCUUUUCUGUCUCUGCAGAGUAUAUGUAUUAAGCUCAACGUGCAGUAAUUUGUUGAAGGACUGUGGAUGCUCCUGACGUAAAUGGAUUUUGGACCUGGUACACAGGGACUAUUUAGUAGAUUGCUCCCUAUUGCAAGUGAAAUAGAAGCACUUUCACAAUAAUGUGCUCAUAUUGUGAGGUUUAAAAAUGUUCUAUACCUGGAAGGCAUGAUUUUAAUGUCUCAGUUUCACCUGUAGCAAUUCUGAGUCCUACCUGGUAGGGACUGACUGCUAACAGCUGUUGUUCAUUGAACAUCAGCAGCUGAUUUGGGGCAGGCCUGUGUGGGACUGUGAGCCGUGUGAGUGGAUGAAAGGUGAUGGCUAAUUGAACUCAUUGAAGUCAGCUGCUGCUACCAGCACUGAGUGUCUCUCAGAGCCUGCUUCAGUGGUGGGAGGGCUGCAGGAGCCUUUCCUGUUCUCUGUUGUGAAAGCCCUUUCCUGACAGAAGGAAAUAACUGUUGGACGGCCUGCGCAGAUGAGCAGUUUUCACAUGGAUGAAGCUGAGCAGGGAGGCAGGUGUGAGCAGGGGCCCUGCAGUCCGGGCACAUCGAGCUGCGGUGGGAUGGCCCUGAUGGAGAGGAGGCAGCGGCAGAGGAGGCAGCGGCGGGUGGGACGGUCCACAGAGGGCCUGGGUGAAGAUGCUCUGGAAAUGAUGGGUUCUGUUCAAAGCUCGGACUGCAUAGAAAGGCUGGCACAUAAAUACAUGCAGAAGUGUGUGGUGGAGUCAAGCACGGAGUCAGAGUCUGAAUCCAGCGUGGAGCAGGUCUUGCAUAACCCACUUGCUGAAGGACUCAGGAAGGCAAGGGACUCCAAGGGGCUGCAAUUCCUAGAUCCUUAUGAUGGUGAUUCAGAAGACACAUCCAAUCACUCUGAUUGUAGCCUGAGCUCGCUGAAUAGUACAGGAGUUGCACCGUGGAUGAGCAGUGCUCCAAAAGCGAUGGCUGUGGAGGAUGCUGAUCCUCUGGGGAAUGGAGAGUCCGUCCCUCAGCAUCUGGCCUGGCUCUGCUCAGAGACAAAGAUCAGUGAUGUUCACAGCCAGAGGGUAAAUGAUGCUAAAUUACCCCUCAAACUGCCUUGCCAGCAGAAGGAUCUCCCAAGCAGCCUGCUGCAGUGCUCUGAGCUGACCAGAGACAUGGAAGCAUUUCCCUCCACGUGGCUGAUGCUUGACCCUUCCUUACUGGUGGGUGUUAAUCCUUCAGCCCCUGCUCAUCUCCUUGCAAGUACAGGUGACAGUUCUCCACAACCCACGGUAGCAGAUAACUGUGAUGGUACCACUUCGAGGCAACCACUUAUUAAAAGAAAACAAGGGAUCACUGUUUCAGAGAGCACUGGUGAAAAGCUACGAAGAAAGAAAAUCCGUGCCAUCUGAGCUAAGGUAUUAAUAAGCAGCUGGACCAAGUGCUUCAUUCUAAAAGCAAACCUGCUAGGUUUCUUUUGCAGGCAGCACCUGAACCAGCUUCAAAUGAUGAUACAAACACAGCUGAACUGUGUGCUGCAGGCACUGAGAUCCAUCUUCAAAGGAUGGAACCAACUAAACAAGCUUGUGUGGCAAUUUAGAUGAGAAUUAGCUAUAAGCUGUGUCCAGACUCAGCUGAAAUUGAUGCCUGUGUGAUACUUCAGUGUCUGGGCACCAGAUUCCUGUGUGCUGUGUCUGGAGACACCUGUUCAGCUUUGGGGUAAUUUCAAGUAAGUAUUACAAGGGUAUUUGAGGAGGGAAGGAAGAAUGACUGAACAGCACUUGAUUUUACAUAGCUGUUGCUCUUUGUCUCAUCUGCUGUAUGGCAAAUGAGCAGGUUUGGCUAUAAACACUGAAUUGUAUGUGAAGGCAACCAAUUUUUUUUUUCCCUUUGAUCAGAGAGAAGUUGACUUGUGCUGUUACCAUACUUGUCCCUGUCUGAACACUGUUUCAGGUAUAACUUGUAUAUAUUCUCAGUAUGUCUGCCAGUUUAGAACUUAGAAUGUGAAGCUGAAGCCGUUAACUGGCAGUAAUCAUCCUUAGUAAGAACCAUGAUUUAUGCUCAGUCAGCCAGCAAGAACUCUCUCAUCUCCCUCCUUAAUGAUGACCUUCCUGUAUUUUUCUUCCCAUAUAAAUGGACUACAGCCACAGAAGUAUAAUUGUCUGAAAUUUGUUGGUAUCAAAGCUGUGAGGGCAUUCAUUCUCCAUGACUGGCACAGAAUAACUUGCUAUCAGACUUCAUAGCAGAUGAUGUCAGGCCUUGUGUCUUAUUGCACUGGGGGCUUCAGUUACAGGAUUAGCUGAGGGAGCUGUGUGAGGGUCAGCGCUGUGCCUGAAUACAGAGUUACUGUUAUUCUCUGGAAAGACUGUAGAUAGAAUUUUCCAGAUGAAAGUCACCAUAAUAAUUCCAGGAAGUCAGAAAUCUUGCUAUAGAUUUUAUUUCCUGUAAUAUUACCAGCAAAUAAAUGCCUGUUAAUAACCA